Messenger RNA from Cercocebus atys (sooty mangabey), 7356 nucleotides. It is a transcript of the gene SYT14, whose product is annotated as synaptotagmin XIV. The coding region runs from base 506 to 3106 and encodes 866 amino acids. Lineage: Eukaryota; Metazoa; Chordata; Mammalia; Primates; Cercopithecidae. The record is from RefSeq and is a predicted model, not a curated record. The transcript is spliced from 9 exons.
GAAGUUCUGUUUUGAAAAUGUUGGCGGGUUUCCAGAUCUUGGUUCAGAAUACAGUACAAGGAAGAAUUCACAAGAUAAAAUUUCAUAAUGGAAGACAGCUGGAUUCUCAUUUCUGCCUCUACAUUCAAUCUGGCAUGUAGCCUCUGGAUAACUCGUGUUCACUUGUGAGCCAAUGAGAAUGAAAAAGUAUAGAAUAAAAACCAAUAGUAUUUGAGGGAAAAAUAUUGUCUUGCUGCUGUUACAAUAGCUGUGGAGUGAGAAAAAAUAUCAUAACAUUUAAACCAAGUGGUUUGAUUUUUGUUUUUCGGAAGAAUCUUUACUUCAGCAUAUUUCUUUCAAUGCAUAAUGUAUUUACAGAAAGAUUGAAAGCUACAAUGUGAAUUGCUAAUAUUGAGCUGACGAAUAGCAACAUUUAAGUAAAUGUUAAAUUCAAGUUCCAAAGUGGUUGAUAUUUUGAGAAGAGAAAAUUCUGUUACUGCACCUUUUGGGAACAAGGAAUUAGAAAAUGUCAUUUUUCAGAAAUUUCCAACAGAAUCUGCCUUCAGUGUCCUCUCUGGUAGACACAAUCAGUAGUGCUGUAGAGGAUUUGACCACUGCUGUUGGGGAGGUCAGCUAUGCUUUAACUGACUCAGUUGCUGAGCAGGUAACAAGUAUGAUAAGUGGCUUUCGCCCAGAAGAGGAAAGCUCUGUAGCAGAAGAAGCUGUAGACACUUCUAACCAAAAAAAUGCCGGGUUAACAGAAGUUUCCAAAAACACUAAUUGUCAGAAAACACAAGCCAAUUUAGAGCAUAGAGCAAAGCAAAUAAAUACUUGCAAAACUUCAGUUUCACAAAAGCAAGAUCAAGGUAUAUAUGAAGAAAGAGUAUCUAAACAUGUUAAUGAUAGGCAACAGACUCUAUCAGGAUAUCAAGAUACUGGUAAUACUGGUGAUUCUUCUUUGAAAGGCUGCAUGAAUAAUGGUGGGAUAUCAGUUAUCAAACAGAAUACAAGGGCUAGAUCUAUUUGUCAAGAACUUGAAAGUACCAACAGAUGUAAAACAAUUGGACUAGGAGUUUCCAAUAAUGGUAAGAAUGAUUUAAAGGAGGUAAGAUAUCAAGAAAUGAAAGGAAAUCAGAAGAAUGCCAAUGGAAUAAAUAAAUUAUAUGAGCAAAAGAAAUACGUUGGUACAGAUAAUCGUGAAAAGGAAGAAUAUACUAAAUCUCAACAUGUAUAUUUGGGAAGAGAUCAAGAGAAUAUGGGGCAUUUCAAUAAAUAUAAACAUCUUCCCAAUUUAGGGCAUUCAGAUCGUUUAAAGAAAGCUGAAAAAUGUGUUAAAAGUAAAAUAUCUAAAGGGAAUGAAUGUUCAGGAAAUGAAUGUUCUUUAAAAGGUAUUUUGACAAGCAAUAGACAUAUGACACAGAAAUCCAUUAUAAAAGAAGACAUACAUCCAGCACCAUCAACUAAUUCUAAAGAUAAGUUAUCUGGGAAAAUUGAAGAACAAAUAAAUUCAAAGAAAUACUGUAAAGUGAAAGAAGACAUAAAACCGAAGAAAACUGAGGCAAUUUCUGCCAAGAAAGGAACGGCAAAGAGUAAAGAUGAAAAAUAUUCUAAGUUAAUACCAGAAAAAGAUAAUUCCUAUAUGGACAAAGAUGAGCAUGGUUCGUCCUCUGAAAGUGAAGAUGAAGCACUGGGUAAAUAUCAUGAGGCCUUAUCCAGAACACACAAUUCCAGACUACCACUGGCAGAUUCUAGACAAAAGAACUAUGCUUGGGAAACAAGGCAGAAAUACAGUCCUUUAUCCGCAGAGUAUGAUGGAUACAGUAGUGAAGCCUCAAUAGAUGAAGGAAACUGCAUUCAGAGAAUGAGAAGAACACCCCCGCUGGAUGAAUUGCAGCCACCACCAUAUCAGGAUGACAGUGGUUCUCCCCAUCUGUCAUGUACACCCUCAGAAAUUGGGGACAGUAAAUGUGAAUUUUCCCACUGCAGCAACAGUCCAAGAUGCUCAUAUAACAAGUGCCCAAGUGAAGGAAGCACAGGUCAUGAAAUAGAAAGUUUUCAUAAUAAAGGAUAUGAAGAAGAUGUUCCAAGUGACAGCACUGCAGUCCUGAGCCCUGAAGAUAUAUCAGCUCAAGGAUCAUCAUCACAGCUUCCUAAACCUUUUGAUCCUGAGCCAGAAGCUAAAUAUGGCACACUGGAUGUGACUUUUGACUAUGACUCACAAGAACAGAAGCUUCUGGUAACAGUGACAGCUGUCACAGACAUCCCAACAUAUAACAGGACAGGUGGCAACUCAUGGCAAGUACACCUUGUUCUUCUACCUAUAAAGAAACAGAGAGCAAAAACCAGCAUCCAGAGAGGACCAUGCCCUGUCUUCACAGAAACAUUUAAAUUUAAUCAUGUUGAAUCUGAGAUGAUUGGAAAUUAUGCAGUUCGGUUUAGACUGUAUGGUGUACAUCGCAUGAAAAAAGAAAAGAUUGUGGGGGAAAAGAUUUUUUAUUUAACAAAAUUGAAUCUUCAAGGGAAAAUGUCAUUGCCUGUGAUACUGGAACCUUCUUACAAUCAUUCUGGCUGUGACUCCCAAAUGAGCAUGUCAGAAAUGUCAUGUAGUGAAAGUACAUCCUCAUGUCAGUCUCUUGAACACGGCUCAGUUCCAGAAAUUCUUAUUGGCCUGCUUUAUAAUGCCACAACUGGAAGACUAUCAGCAGAAGUGAUAAAAGGCAGCCACUUCAAAAAUUUGGCAGCAAAUAGACCACCCAAUGGACUGUUCUGUUGUCUAAAACACUUGAUAGGUGGACAGGUUUAUAUAAUCCGAGAUACGUAUGUUAAGUUAACUCUACUGAAUUCCAUGGGUCAAGAGAUGUCCAAAUGCAAGACAUCCAUUCGCAGAGGGCAGCCAAAUCCAGUAUACAAGGAAACUUUUGUUUUUCAAGUGGCCCUAUUUCAGCUUUCUGAUGUGACACUCAUACUGUCUGUGUAUAACAAACGCAGCAUGAAAAGAAAAGAGAUGAUAGGCUGGAUUUCUUUAGGUCUAAACAGCUCUGGAGAAGAAGAACUCAAUCACUGGACUGAAAUGAAAGAGUCAAAAGGACAGCAAGUAUGUAGAUGGCAUGCGUUGCUAGAGUCAUGAUGAAUAGAAUAAGCAAACAGUUAUCAUCCAAGGCAGCAUAUUUCCAAUUCCAACAUUAUUGUUUCUACCAAGUCACCAUUAGAAGAACUGUUCUUUGAAGAAUCAUAUUCAACUUUCUAUCAAAAUGCUUUAAGUUUUAUGGAAAGAACAUCUCAUACUGACAUAAAUGAAGAAAAUAUGUGUAUCUAGUAGAGCUUGUUUGGGAAACUGAGAAAUGUACAUUAUCAUUGUACUAACAGCCCUCCAGAAAUUUAAUAAGAUCUUUUUUAUUUGAAGUUAAUUUUAAUUUAGCAAAAGAGCCAGUCAUUUUAUGAAAAAUCAAAAUUAUAAGUGAUUUUAAAAACCAGAAUUUUAGUUGCGAUGCAAUUUUAAUAUCACCCUACAUAUUAUUUAUAAAACAUAGUUUGACUGGCCAGUCCCUGGUGUUUGUAAUGUUCUUUAAUAUGAAAAAGUAGUUCUCCAACUCUAUCAUAAGUCAUAUCUAAUGGUGAAGGGUUUCAGUCACAUUGAAAAUUGUUUUAUUUCAGACAUGUUCCCUUUGUGCACUUAGUUUCAUUGUACCUCACUUCCUCUCAAUAGCACUAAAUCUAAGUGCAAACAAGUAUUCAUUUUCAUACAGGAAUUUUUUAAUAUGUUAUUUUUUUAAAAGCUCAUUUUUCAUUUGCCUCCGCUUUUGCCUGAUCCAAAGAGACCAAGUCACUGUACUGGUCCCUUGCAAGUCUUCUAGACAGGUUGUACUGUAGAACUACGUAACUUUCUGUUGAAAGCACUUCCUGUAUUCUUGUAUUCCAAUGUAGGAAGCUAAUAGAGCAGGACUUUACUUUAAAAUUUCUUUCAGUGAUUGACUCUUCAGAAUUGCAGUAGUGUGAAAAUACAUUUUUUACAAACAAAAUACAGUAGAUAAGCUGUUGAAAAUGGAAAACAAUUCAAUUUUAAUUUUCUGCUCUGAGUAUUUAGUAACCAACACUGCAUAAAGCAGGUAGCAUCCAAAAUAAGAAACUGUUCUCUCUCUAAAUCUUCACUCUUACUUCAAUUUAUAUUUGUGAUGUAAAGACUAUCCAGUUCUCAGUUUGAAUUGGAACAUCAUGUUAAAAACAGUUAUGAGAUUCCUUAUGAAGUUUCUAGUAACUUGUGACUAGACUUUAUGAAAUUUACAGAUAAAGUUCUUCAACGUGAUGUCAUCUUGUGCCUUUCAUGUAAGUUAAAUUUGCUCAUACAGCUUGAAAGUUGUAUUUGCAAAAUUAAGCCUUCAAUUUUUAUAAAUGUAAAGAUUCCUCAGAACAGUGUCGCAACAUCUUUAUUUCCUCUGAAGUAUGUAAAAGUUGUAUAAUGUGCUAAUUGUUUUAAUGUCAAGGCACUUUCAUUUGUUUUUAUAUUUAGGAACUCUAAUCAGGAAUAUUAGAAGCUGUUUUCUUUUUAAUUUUACUUCUUACCUAAUAUAUCAUUUUAUGCAUAUACUUUAUUGGAGUAUGUUUUAUAUAUAUUAAAAAUAGUUUCUUUUUUCUCCUUUUCAUUUCUAGUUAAAAUAGACAAAAAUCUACUAUUUACCAGUUACUAAAAAGCAGUAUAUCAUUGCUUCUAGUCCCAACUAAGUACUAUAUAUUAUUGUAAACUAGAACUUGGUAUUACCAUAAUAACAAAACAAUGCAUAGAUAUUACUUCAGCUUGGCUGUACUGAAAGGCCUUAAAAGAAAUCCAAAAAGACCGUGAACUUCUGCAAUUUUUAGUUUAAAAAAUGGCAGCUCUAUGCAUUCAUGCACAUGAAUUAUAAGAAAAAAUACAAAUGCUAUAUUGGAUGACAUGAGGUUUGAGAAUGUUUGUUACAGGGCUGCAUUAAAGGGAAAAAUCCAUCUUUUAUUGUUAUAUCAAUGAGCUUUUUCCAGGAUUUUUUAAAUAAAUGAGUAAGAGUUAGAACCUGAAUCAAAUGGCAAAAUAUCUCAUUUAAGUGUUUUCAGCAACAGUAUGAAAAAAGACUUGAAGAGGGGAUGUAGAUUUUACUGAGAAAUUGGACUUAGGCAUUUGUCCAACAGUGAUCUUUUCUGACUUUGAAACAACUGAUUGCAUUGCUAACAACUGUUAUCUUCCUAAUAAAAAGAGUUAUCAGUCUUAUUUGUAACUGGAACAGAACUUAGUGAAACACAUUAGUAAGACCAGUUUGGUGCUUUCACUCUUAGAAAAAGACCUAACUAAUUGUUAUUUGUUAAAUCUACCUGUUUUCAGACUAUUCCCAGAAUUGUGUGUGUGAUUUGAUACAUCCCUAGGGAUUUAUCUGGUAUAAGUAUCAAAUCCUUCAUGGCCUAAAAAUUAAUAAACAGUUUUUUAGUAUUUCUGGAAAGACCCUACCUCCACCCGAGCUGCCAAGUCCUCAAAGAUUAUAAAUUAUCUAUAUGAGUGUGUGUAUCUGUAUAAACACAUGCACUUACACACAUACAACAUAAAUAUGUAUAUGUAUAUUCAUUUGUAAAGGCAAAGGUGCCCUGGCGUUUUCAGAUAACUGAAUAGAGAAACAUUUCAUAAAUUUAGGAUUAUUUUUCUCCUCUGUGUAUUUACUAGAUAUUAUAUUUGGUUUGGGUGCUUUCUGCUGCUGUUCUCCUUUACACACAGCAAAGUAUACAUUUGUUUCUGUAGAUUGACACAACUAUAGUAAUUACUCCCAAAAAGUUGUCUAUUCUUCUAGAAAAGGAUUAAAUAAGGCUCAGGGGACCCACUUCACUCUACUGAAUCUAAUGUACGAGACAGUACGACUGCUUUUUUGUGUGCUUAAAUUUGCAUGAAAGCUUAAUAGCAAAAUCUUCUAUCUCAGUAAUUAUAGCAAAUAGGGACCCACUGGUAGGGAGCAGGUGUUGGCUCAGAAACCUGAAAAAGACAACCCACUUUCAUAUUCUAUUAAAAUCCCAUAAGUUUUCUAAUAAAAUGGUAUAGUCCAAAUAUGACAAUUGGCCAGCAUUUAUGGGAGCCUCUAAACCUGGAGUUCUGGGGUUUAUUUGUCUCCCAAAUGAGCUGCAAAAGAUAGUUAUUGCUGCCCAGUAAACAAAAUGUAUGUCAAAUCAGUAAAGAAUUUGUUUACUAUAAUAUUGCCUUAUCUUUCAGAAGCUUUCUUCUGUAUUCUUGUGUCUUCAGAACAAUCCACAUUUUGUUUGAAAUCCAUUUGCAUAUUAUCUUAUUAGUGAAUUCUCAAUAAUGUUGUAUUUGCUGACAAGAAUAAUAAAUUGGACCACAAUUAAAGGAAAGAAAACCCAAUGAGAAAAUAUGUAAACUACCUGAUUAAUAUACACAUGUUUAAAUGUAGGGCCUGGUUAGGCAUUUCAUCCAACCUAGUGAAGAUGCCCAGGGCUGUUUGUUAAAUGAUUUGCUUGAUACCGUCAUCAUUUUCAUUUCACUUAUCAAGUGAAUCAGAAGCAUAAUCAAUAACUGCAAAUUAAGAUAGUACCAAUAGGGGAAAGGGGUAAAAGAAUUGAGUGUUUGUCAAUAUGAAGAUGAGUGGGGAUACUGAAUGAUAUCAUAGUCUUCCCAAUGGAAGAAAAAGUAGGCUAUGGGAGGUGUAAAUUUUUGAUGGAGUAAGAACAGUGGUCACCAACAAAUAUUUUUCAAUAUCCCUAUCCAAAUAUGAAUAGAAAGGACACAAAUUCGUUUGCAUAAAAUUGCCAUUUGCCUACAUAGACUAGACAAUUCAUAGAGAUUUUUCACACUGACAGUUAUUAUAUUAUGUAUAUAGUUAUUUUAGUUAUCAGUAAUUUCACCUUGAUAGUUUUUAUCUCUAAUUUUUUUUCCAUUCACUGUCCCCAGUUCAUCUGUGGCCUACAUUCAAGGUAGCUGUCGCUAUUAUUAUUACUAACCAAACAAUAUUGAAUACAAGUUUGAGCAUGCUGCAAAGCAUUUUCUAACGUUAAUUUUAAAACAUCGUCUCUGCCCUCCAAAGUGAUGGUAACAGCUAUAAUUUUCUAAGAUCUAGCACAAUAACUUAUUAUUUGCUUGAUUCUCCAAACAAUACUAUGAGGUAAGUAAUGUUAUCAACAUUUUAUUGAUAAAGACACUGCACCAUGAAGAGGUUAAGCAGACUUUCCCAAGGUCAUUCAGUAAGUAAGUAGUAGAACUGGGAUUGGAACCCAGAUGUAAAUUACUCUAAAACCUAUGCUAUGCAUGUUGCAUCUGCCUCCCUGUUUGGAAAAAAAAAAACAAAAAAAAACUACUUAGGACAUUGUAUUUAUCAAUAAUCCCACUCACCUUGAUUGAAUGGCAAAACUAAGGGG